UGGAGAUCACAAAUACCCUUCAUCUCCAUUUCUCACCUCUCAACCUUCCUUUAACUCACCCAUCAUUCUUUUUUCAUCGAUCGACACACAGAAGCAAAAAAAGAAGAAGCAUCAAUGGCCUCCACAUCUGCAGUUUCCAUGGCUAUGCCAUUGACCCACAAGACUGCGCUCCCACCAUCGAACUCCUUCUUUAACCCAUUGACACUCAAGGUUUCUUCGUCUAAGAUAGUGGCUGCACCAUCCAAACGAUUGGUGGUUCAGAGCUCUUUGAAGGAGAAGGCAGUGACGGCUUUGACCGCCGCAGCUCUAACGGCGUCGAUGGUGGUUCCUGAUGUAGCAGAGGCGGCGUCUAGUGUUACUCCGUCGCUGAAUAACUUCUUGCUCAGCAUUGGGGCUGGUGGUGCCGUGCUUGUUGCCAUUUUGGGAGCUGUGAUUGGUGUUUCCAAUUUUGAUCCUGUGAAGCGUGGCUGAGCUAAUGUUUAUGUUAUCCUUUUGAAAAUUUUAUUUUUGUGAUUGGUGUAUUUCUCUUCUGGUGAUUUCUCUGUGUAUUAUGUGUAUCUUCUUUAUAAAACAAACUUAUUAAUCUUAA
This is a messenger RNA of Lactuca sativa (garden lettuce), 589 nucleotides long. It is a transcript of the gene PSBX, whose product is annotated as photosystem II subunit X. Gene Ontology annotation, biological process: photosynthesis. The record is from RefSeq and is a predicted model, not a curated record. Gene Ontology annotation, cellular component: membrane; photosystem II. Lineage: Eukaryota; Viridiplantae; Streptophyta; Magnoliopsida; Asterales; Asteraceae.